AUGGCGCAGUAUGUCGGCUGUUCGCGAUUCGCGCCGGCAACAAUUCUUUUACUGUUCGUUCCCGCUUACGUCGUCCAGCUAGCGAAUGCCGGUGCGUCAACGUCGAUACCGUUGACGACGACAGCGACGAAUGUGGUGAUUGUCGCCGAUGCCGUUCGUCACGACGGCGUUGCUCUGCCGCGCGUGGUUCAGCCCACGGUGAAUUCGGCGGCGGUCGUCUCGCGGUCGUCACUGCCGUUCGGCACCAACUCCGCCGACGAUCGCCAACUUCCUCACGUCGAGUUCCUGGGCACCGGCCUCGAUCGCGAUCUCGCGUUACGAUGGUCACUAUCGAGCCGCGACUGCCCGCGCGAUACCGCCGACACUUUGGACGCGGUGUGGACAUCGUCGGCGGGCGAUCGCGCGAUCUACCGAUUUCGGACAGUUCCGGAUGCGAAGAUUACGGCCGUCUAUUUUUGCCUGAGAGACGGUGGCGACGAAAAAUGGAGCAACCUCGGAAAUCACGUCUUUAUAAAAUAUCCCGUACGACCUGAAAAAUAUCUUCGUGCGCAACACGAUUUUCCAUUUAAUUACACUGCAGACAUACAUAUCGAAGGAUUACGAAUAGACACGGCCGACAAGGAACCCAGUCACAACGAGAAGGGUAUUCCGAAGAUUUUGGCAGGAACUAAGGCGGUAAUUCGAUUAUUCGGUACCGGCAUCACGGAGGACACCUUGAUCGCCUUCACCGACGUGCCAGCGGAAAGAGGCAGUAUAUGCGACAAAAUUAAAAGUAACGAGUUUCCGGUGGAAAAUGUUGAGGCAUCUACGGCAACCAUUCGUGUAAUACUCCCUAUGGGAUCGUCGUUUUAUAUAUGCGCAAAACGGCCGUUAUAUGAAAAGGAAGAAUUAGAUAAGGAUAUUGUAUUGUACAGACACCAAGGCACCGCGCUGUAUAACACUAUCAGCACGUAUGAAAAAUUACUACCGCUCUGGCUCGUUAUCAUGAUCAUUCUCACUUGUCUCAGUUUGUCCGCACUUUUCUCUGGUCUCAAUCUCGGUUUAAUGGCAAUCGAUAGGACUGAAUUGAAAAUACUUUGCAACACCGGUACAGAAAAAGAGAAAAGAUAUGCGAGAACUAUUCAACCAGUAAGAAAUCACGGAAAUUAUCUUUUGUGCUCAAUUCUAUUUUCCAACGUUCUUGUCAAUUCAAUAUUUACGAUAUUGUUGGACGAGUUGACAUCUGGAAUUGUUGCCGUUAUCUGCUCAACAUUAGCUAUUGUCAUUUUUGGUGAAAUUUCGCCACAGGCUAUUUGUAGCAGACACGGAUUAUGUGUCGGCGCAAAGACUAUCUAUCUGACUAAAUUGACAAUGCUAAUUACUUUCCCAUUAAGUUACCCAAUUAGCAAAUUUCUUGAUUUUAUUCUUGGCGAAGAGAUUGGAAAUGUGUAUAAUCGAGAACGCUUGAAAGAGCUGGUCAAGGUAACGACCGAAUACAACGAUUUAGAGAAAGAUGAAGUAAAUAUAAUUGCAGGAGCGUUAGAACUGCGAAAGAAGACCGUAGUGGAUGUAAUGACCAGAAUUGAAGAUGUAUACAUGUUGAAUUAUAAUGCUAUUCUAGAUUUUGAAACUGUGUCCGAGAUAAUGAAAUCAGGAUUCUCACGUAUACCAGUGUAUGAAGAUGUAAGAACGAACAUCGUAACGAUGCUAUAUAUCAAAGAUCUCGCUUUUGUUGAUCCCGACGAUAAUACACCUCUCAAGACACUUUGUCAAUUUUAUCAAAAUCCGUGUAAUUUUAUUUUUGAAGAUGUCACAUUGGACAUAAUGUUUAAACAAUUCAAGGAAGGACACAAAGGCCACAUGGCUUUUGUGCAAAGAGUUAACAACGAAGGCGAAGGUGAUCCAUUUUACGAAGUGAUCGGUUUGAUCACGUUAGAAGAUGUUAUUGAAGAAUUAAUUCAGGCUGAGAUUAUUGAUGAGACAGAUGUGUUUACGGAUAACAGAAGCAAACGUAAAAGACAGGUUCGUCCGAAAAUGCCAACGGAUUUCACCAUAUUCGCAGAGAAAAAGGAAAACCAACGAAUUCACAUUUCACCACAAUUAACGUUGGCAAUGUUUCAGUACUUGUCAACAACUGUGGAUACGUUUAAAUCCGACGUUAUAUCGGAGACAAUUCUGCGACGUUUACUGAAGCAAGAUAUUAUUUAUCACAUUAAAGUGAAAUCGCGCGAGAAAGCCAAAACUGAUCCGGCCGCGAUAAUUUAUCAGCAGGGAAAAGCGGUCGAUUACUUUGUGCUAAUUUUAGAAGGUCGCGUCGAAGUGACGGUGGGAAAAGAAAAUAUGAUGUUUGAAAGUGGCCCUUUCACGUAUUUUGGAUCACAAGCUCUUACCGCUAACAUUGGAAUCGCUGAGUCGCCUACCAACGCAAAUCCGCAGACAGUCGGAAGCAUUCAGUCUGUCAAUUUGGAUUCAAUGCUGCGUCAUACCUUUAUACCAGAUUACACGGUGCGCGCAGUGACCGAGGUAUUCUACGUAAAAGUUAAAAGAUCCCUGUACCUUGCUGCAAAACGUGCUACACUUCUCGAAAGAAGCCAAAAGGAUCCGCUGCCUAGUCAGGAACAAUUCGACGAUGAAGUGGAGAAGUUGUUGCAUUCUCUGGAGGAAGAUGAUCGCAGUGUACCUGAAUCUCCGAUAUUGCCCGCGGAUAGAAUGAUGAACAACGAAAAGGGAAAGGAUGGCGUUAUUCAUUCACCCAUACGCAGUGUAACAGCGCCAACGUCGCCGCUUCCGGUCAGCGCCAGUCCCAUCACUAAUUCGAAGUUUAUCUCGCCCCGAAAUGAUGGAAAAAUCAGAAAUUCUUCAGCGAAGGUACAAACGAGUCCAGUGGAAAAUCAAGCUAAACGCGAUUCAUUGAAUGCACUAGAUGCAGACGUUCUCAUUCGGCAGUCUGAAGUGACACGAAUGUCACCCUCUAUGAAGAAAGUGAACGACGAGGAACGAACAAAUCUCUUGCCUAAACAGGAUAAUUCUUAACGCUUGCAGAACGGUCGACAGCACUUGAUACUGUCGACGAAAUCUGUAACGUUAAGAGCAUCGAACAACACAGAGCGAAACAUGCUGGCAUGACAUAUUUUGCUACUGUGACACUAGAUACUCCAUGAAAUACUUAGGUAUUUAUCGCGAAACAGGCACCUCAUAUUUUUUGCGAUUAGCUUAGAAACUGUACCCGCUUUUCGUGAAUCAGUAAGUUUUAUAAGUAUAAAAAAAUAUAACUUCAAAUCGAUAGUUUGCAUA
Messenger RNA from Cyphomyrmex costatus, 3273 nucleotides. RefSeq names its product metal transporter uex (gene uex). Gene Ontology annotation, cellular component: plasma membrane. Lineage: Eukaryota; Metazoa; Arthropoda; Insecta; Hymenoptera; Formicidae. Gene Ontology annotation, biological process: magnesium ion homeostasis; transport. The transcript has 14 exons. The record is from RefSeq and is a predicted model, not a curated record. Bases 1 to 3012 code for a protein of 1003 amino acids. Gene Ontology annotation, molecular function: transmembrane transporter activity.